Molecule: messenger RNA, 2610 nt
Organism: Hydra vulgaris (swiftwater hydra)
Lineage: Eukaryota; Metazoa; Cnidaria; Hydrozoa; Anthoathecata; Hydridae
Product: leucine-rich repeat protein soc-2 homolog
Molecular function (GO): protein binding
Source: RefSeq, a predicted model, not a curated record
AUAAUUUAUUAAUUUUUUAAAAUUAACUUUAAUAAUAUUAUGUUUUGCUAAAAUUAGUGACGGUGAUUAUUACCCUUUGGUGAAAAAGAAAGUUUUUUACUUAGGUGACUUCUGUAAUCAUGCAUAUCAGAAAGUUAUUAUGGUGAGGAGAAAAAGAUUUGGUCUGUAUGAAAUAGAAGAAAUCUGGAAGAUGUCAAAAAAUUAUUCGAAUACUCAAAUUACAGAAGAAGAAGAGUCUAAAUUACUUGAAAAAAAAUUAAAGUCAUUAAAAGUAGAAGAUGAAGAUGAUGAUGCAUUCUUACCUUCUACUCAUACGGUGAAAGAUGUAUCCAACAGUCAUAUUACAGGAGCAUUUAUUGAUACAAAAGAUAAGUCUGAUCAUAGCAGGCAUGUAAGAAUUGAUGUAAAAGAUGAUGGUAUUAAGAAGACUAAAAGAAAAUCUACCAAAGGUGAUAAAGAAUCUAGUUCUAUUGUUAAAGGGCUUAUGAAGUGCAAAGAGGAAAGCAGUAAAAUGCUAAAUUUAUCUAAGUUAGGGAUUGUCAAUAUGCCAAAAGAAAUAAAAGAGUUAACUGGUUUGACUCAGUUGUUUCUAUAUGGGAAUAAAAUAAGUAAACUACCACCAGAGAUCGGUCUUCUUAUGAAUUUGGAAACAUUGCUCCUUAAUGAGAACAGCAUUUCAUCUUUACCAGCUGAAAUUGUAAAUUGUAAAAAACUUCAAAUGUUGGAUUUACGUCAUAACAAAAUUAAAGAGAUUCCCCCUGUUUUAUACAGCUUAGUUUCUUUAAAACAGUUACUUCUUCGAUUUAACAGGCUUACGACAGUUGAACCCGAAAUUGGAAACCUAACUCAUUUGACAAUGUUAAGUUUGCGUGAAAAUCGCCUUAAGCAUAUACCAGAUACCAUUGGCAAUUUAAAAAGCUUAGUAACAUUGGAUUUGGCAAAAAAUCACUUAGAGUCUUUACCACCAGAAAUUGGUAAAUGCAUAGAAAUGAACACUUUGGAUCUCGCUCACAAUGAGUUGCGAGAUCUUCCCGAUUCUAUAGGAAAACUAACUGCAUUAUCAAGGCUUGGUUUAAGAUAUAAUCAGUUGACUUCAUUACCCAGCAGUAUUUGUCAAUGUACUUUACUUCAAGAAAUUAAUAUCGAAUCUAAUGGCAUCUCAAGUUUACCGAGUGGAUUGCUUUUGUCAUCAAAGUUAUGUGAUUCAAUUACAUUAUCAAGAAAUGAAUUUGAGAAUUUUCCAAGUGAUGGGCCAAAACAGUUUGCUUCUGUUACCUCACUGGUGUUUGAUCACAAUAAAAUUAAAAAAAUUCCAUUUGGCAUCUUUUCAAAAGCUCAGUUCUUAACAAAGUUGAAUUUGAAAGAUAAUUUAAUUGCUGAACUUCCGCUUGAUUUUGGUACAUGGGCUAACUUGGAUGAAUUAAAUUUAGGAACAAAUCAGUUAACAGUUCUACCAGAUGAUAUAAAGUGGUUGGUAAACUUAGAAGUUCUUAUUUUGAGUAACAAUCAACUUAAGAGGAUUCCUCGAUCUAUUGGGAAUCUUCGCAAGCUAAGGGUAUUAGAUCUUGAUGAAAAUAAUUUGGAAUGUCUUCCAAAUGAAAUUGAGUAUUUAAAAUCCCUUGAGAAGCUGUUGCUGCAAUCUAACAAACUUGCUACCUUACCAGCUACUAUUGGACAUUUAAAAAAACUUUCAUACUUAAGUGUUGGUGAGAAUGAUCUGACAGUACUUCCACCAGAAAUAGGAGCUCUGGAAUCACUAGAGCAACUUUUUCUCAACGAUAAUAAAAACUUGCACGCACUUCCUCAUACACUUGUACUUUGUCAAAAUUUGACUAUUAUGAAUAUUGAUGCUUGUCCAUUAUCAUCACUUCCUCAAGAAAUUGUUGCUAACGGACCUUCGGUUGUGAUUCAAUAUUUGCGCUUUGAAGGACCUUACAAUGGAAACAACACCUUACCUACAUGAUUUUAACUUUUUCAUAUACGGGUGUAAAGUUCACUUCAUUGUGUGCAAGAGAGUAUUAUCCUGUGCCUACUUGUCGACGUGAUAGUUAACAUUGCUGUUUUAUUAUAAAAAAAUGAAGAAUUUUUUCAAAUAUUCAUUUUAACUAUAUUUCGUUUUUACGUCGCUCAUACUCUUUUUUUUAAUUAUUUAAUUUUGGCAUAAAAACGAUUUCAUGUGAUCUUUGUAAUAUGUAAAUUAUGAUUGGAUGCUAUAAUUUUGAUUGUGCGCGAAACAUAAUUUAAUUAUGCUAAGUGCAAAAUUUAGCUAUGCUUGGUGUAUAAUUAAAUUAUAAUUAGUACAUAAUUAAAUUAUGAUUGAAUGCUAUUUGCAUAAUUAUAGGUCAUAUUUUGUAUGUUGUAUAAUAAAAUUUUUAUAGUCAAUUUUUGUACUUGCAAUUUUUAAGUCAGUUUUCGAGCAAUUUUUUAAAACGAUUUAUAUAAUGUUAGCCACUAAAUUGCAUGUUCAUGGUUUGUUGGACCUUUAGUGUAUGGCUUAUUUAAAACAUGUUUAAAAUGGUCUAAUUGUUAAAAUGGUUAUAAAAUGUAAAAAUUAUUUAGUCCUAUAUUUAUUUUUACAAAACUGUAAAGAGAACUUAUCUUUUAGGAUGA